Molecule: messenger RNA, 3915 nt
Organism: Stegostoma tigrinum
Lineage: Eukaryota; Metazoa; Chordata; Chondrichthyes; Orectolobiformes; Stegostomatidae
Product: nuclear factor NF-kappa-B p105 subunit-like
Exons: 24
Coding region: 178-3021 (947 amino acids)
Biological process (GO): inflammatory response; non-canonical NF-kappaB signal transduction; cellular response to stress
Cellular component (GO): cytoplasm
Molecular function (GO): DNA-binding transcription factor activity, RNA polymerase II-specific; protein binding; RNA polymerase II cis-regulatory region sequence-specific DNA binding
Source: RefSeq, a predicted model, not a curated record
CCAGCCGGGGAGCACUGGGCCCCGGGAAGCGGAGAGAGUUUGCCGGGUGUAUGGAGUGGUGAGUGGCGGCGCGGAGCCGGUGGAUUGUGAGUUGGGAAUACAUUGUAACUUGUGUCUGAUAGCUUGUUGCUGGAAGUUGCUACUUUGUAGCUGGUGCAGGAUUCGCUUUGACGACCAAUGAUGGCUGAAGAAGACACAUAUCGUCUUGGAGUCCCUGAUAUGUAUGGUAUUGAUGAUUAUAAUGCUUUAGAAUUACCCAACUCCAUGUUUACCUCUCCGAUGGGUCCCACAGAUUCUCCUCUGCAGACACCUGAUGGACCAUACCUGCAGAUUCUAGAACAACCCAAACAGAGAGGAUUUCGUUUCCGUUAUGGAUGUGAGGGACCAUCCCAUGGAGGAUUACCUGGUGCAUCGAGUGAGAAAAACAAGAAAUCCUACCCUACUGUGAAGAUAUGCAACUACGUUGGACAAGCAAAGAUUGUUGUUCAGUUGGUGACCUAUGGGAAGGAUAAUGUACAUCUCCAUGCUCACAGUCUCGUUGGCAAACAGUGUGAAAAAGGAAUAUGUUUAGUUCAAGUGGGUCCCAAGGAAAUGAUUUCAACAUUUCCGAACCUUGGUAUUCUCCACGUGACAAAGAAGAAUGUUGCCAGUACGCUUGAGCAGAGAAUGACACAGGCUUAUGUGAUGGGUUAUAACAAUGGAGUUGUAAUUCACCCAGAAUUAAAUCAUCGACACAACGAAGGCUACGGUCAGAGGGAGCUCACAGAACGUGAAAAGGAGUUAAUCCAUCAGGCUUCCAUACAACAAGCGAAAGAAAUGGACCUGAGUGUCGUACGUCUCAUGUUUACAGCUCUGCUUCCAGACAGCAGCUGUCGAUUUACACGCAAAUUGGAACCUGUCAUUUCUGACCCCAUCUAUGACAGCAAGGCACCAAAUGCAUCAAAUUUGAGGAUUGUCAGAAUGGAUAAGACUGCAGGAUGUGUGGUUGGAGGAGAUGAGGUUUACCUACUUUGUGAUAAAGUCCAGAAAGAUGAUAUCCAGGUUCGAUUCUAUGAAGAGGAUGAAAAUGGUGGAAUUUGGGAAGCGUUUGGGGACUUUGGUCCAACAGAUGUUCAUCGGCAGUUUGCUAUAGUUUUUAGAACGCCAAAAUACCGGGACGUGGACAUUUCCAAACCUGCGUCUGUGUUUGUACAGCUUCGUAGAAAAUCUGACAAUGAAACAAGUGAACCAAAGCCAUUUACCUACUACCCACUGAUUAAAGACAAGGAGGAGGUACAAAGGAAGCGACUGAAACUUCUACCAAAUUUCUCUGACCAUUUUGGAGGUGGAGCAGGCUCAGGAGGAGGUGGGGUUUACGGAGGAGGGGGUGGAGCAGGAGGAGGUUCCAAUUACUUUGCUGGGUUUCAAGGAUAUUCCAACUACAGUAGUUACACUUACACGCCUGGGACCACAAACUCCAGUGCUGGAAUGAAACACGCUGUCUGUUGCCUGACUGAGAAUUCCGAUUGUGUGAAAUCAGCUGUAAGCUCUACAUCCAGCAACCAGCCAACACCCGAGGCUGGAGCUCAAUCCGCUGGGAUCAUCGGUAACUCGGACGCUGCAGAUCCAGCAGUAACUGCUGAAGAAACAGCAGCAAAUCAAUACUUCUUAGAAAAAGCCCUGACCCUUGCUGAGAGACAUGCGAGUGCCCUGUUGGAUUAUUCUGUAACUGGUGACACCAAGAUGUUGCUUGCUGUUCAGCGCCACCUCACUGCAGUUCAGGACCAAAACGGAGAUACAGCUUUACAUCUUGCAAUUAUUCAUUUCCAAUCUGGAGUGGUUCAACAUCUUUUACAAGUCAUCAUCAGCCUUCCUGGACAAGACAUCAUCAACAUGAGGAACGAUCUUUAUCAGACACCAUUGCACCUGGCAGUCAUCACAAGACAGGCCGAGGUGGUCGAGUUAUUGCUUCAAGCUGGAGCUGACAUGAAUCUCCUCGAUUGCCUUGGAAACUCUGUUCUACACCUGGCAGCACAACAGGGAGAUGUGAAGGUGCUCAAUGUCCUCCUAAGCAAAAAGAACAAGCCUGUGGUAAAACUCCUCCAUUUGCCAAAUAAUGCAGGUUUCAACGUUGUUCACCUGGCUGUGUUAGCGAAUAGUCUGUCGUCCCUGAGGCAGCUGAUUGCAGCUGGCGCUGAUGUGGAUUCUCCUGAGCAGCAAGCAGGUCGCACUGCACUCCACCUCGCAGUCGAGCAGGAAAACAUCUCCUUGGCUGGUAGUCUCCUCCUGGAGGGCAGUGCAGAAGUCGAUGCCACCACUUUUGAUGGGUCUACAGCUCUUCACAUUGCAGCAGGAAGAGGCUAUACCAAACUCUGUGCCUUACUAAUAGCAGCAGGUGCAGAUCCACAUAUCGAGAAUCAUGAGCCACUGGAUGACAAAACUGAUGAAUCUGUUGAAGAUGAUGAUGAAGGAAUCUUUCAUGGUACCACACCCUUGGACAUGUCAGCCUCAGAAGAGGUUUAUGACAUUCUGAACGGUAAACCAUACCAACCAAAACCUGCACCUGCAGCUCCUUUCCCACAAGGUGAUUUAGGUCAGUUGGAUACAGAAGCAAGGCUGGAGCUGUGUAAACUGUUGGAGGUACCUGAACCCAGUCUGAACUGGAUGACUCUCGCUCAGAAACUGGGUCUUGGGAUUUUAAUCAAUGCCUUUAAACUCAGCCAAUCCCCAGCAAAAACACUUCUGGAUAACUACGAGGUGUCUGGUGGCACUGUGAUGGAGAUUCUGGAAACAUUGAAGUCUAUGGGCUACAAUAAAGCAAUUGAUGUUCUUCACAAAGCAAUGGCUAACUCAACAAGUGCACAACCAGACAGAACAAGUAACUCACCAACGCCGAUUGUACAACCCAACAUUGUUCAGAUUGACACAAAAUCCCAGCAGUGUGACAGUGUGUGUGACAGUGGAGUGGAGACAUCAUUUAGGAGAUUAAGCCACAUGUCAACAGAAUGUUACAGCAACAACCAGACUUCUUUUGAACUGUGAAGAUUGCAGCAAGGAUCUCAGUACAGUUGAUUGAUCAGGACCAACCGAAGCAAAUGCAGUUAAUGGAUUUCAACCUAGUUUGUAAUCUGAGACCUGUGUUGUUCCAGCUCUAAUUAUUGUCAUAAGACAUUAUUUUAACACAGGUCAGUGCUUCGAUUUAAUCAGACAAGUUCUCUGACUUAAAUAACUAUUAUUCAAUUCCCCUCAUUUUAUAAAGUAAAUAUAAAUCUAUACAUGGACCAAAAAUGAUCAUUUGCAAAGCUAGCAGCCCUAUGUGCUUGAGCACACACUUACAAGCCUGACAAUCCCAGUGGAGAACUGAGAGUGCUGCAUUGUCAGACAUGCCGUCUUUUGGAUAAGACGUUAAACUGAGGUACCAUCUGUCUUUUCAGAAGCAUUUAAAAGCUCCAGUGACAGAUUCGGUUACCUUCCCUCCAGUGUCCAGGGCAAUAUAUAUUCUUUAACUAGAUUCUGGUUAUUAUCACACUGUGGGAUCAUGCUGUGUAUCCUACAUUUUACAAUGACUGCAUGGUGCUAUAGAAAUGCAGGUCUGUCUGUCUUAGUACUGAUUAGUAUUAACAAAGAGAAGCUUCUCAGUUUGUCUGCAAUUUUUUCACAUGGCCGUGCAUUUUUGCAAAUGCAGAAAAUGGAGACAGUUGAGAGGGUUUUGCUUUGGUAAUCGCUAAGCUGAAUUGUGAUUUUUACAUUCAACAAAAGGCUGAUUGUACAUUUUACCACAGCGCCCCUCAACAACCUUAAAUGGAUAUUUGUAAAUAGUUACAGCAGCUUUGGUUGUCUAAAUUAGUCUUUUUUAAAAAAAAAUCUUGCUUAUUGUGAUUUAAAUUUUGUAAGUUUUUGUUUUCAUAAGCAAUUAAAAAUUGAACCAAACUGUUA